AUGAAAGAUCGAUGGGUAAACAUUGGCUACGAGGACAAUCCCCUGCGUCCGUACGUCGAGCCAAAGCCUGAUGUCACCGAUCCCUCACGAAUCUCCGCGAUGAUGAACAUGGGUUAUCAUUUGGAUGCGAUUCUCAAUUCUCUGAAAAGCGGCAACUGUGAUGAAAUCACUGCAACUUAUUAUCUACUGGAAAAAAAAGAUGACAAAAUACGCGACCGAGAAAACGAGGCAUCACAGUGA
Echinostoma caproni is the source of this 240-nucleotide messenger RNA. The record is from the annotation of a GenBank genome assembly. NCBI's taxonomy places the organism in Eukaryota, Metazoa, Platyhelminthes, Trematoda, Plagiorchiida, Echinostomatidae.